AUGCUUUCAAAACCAACACCACCCACUCUAAGGCAUCCAACUCAAUAUGUAUCUCCCAAAACCACCAAACGCCAAUACACUAAAUUGACCAAGGAUAUGAUCGAACUACUCAACCAAAACUGGGAAAUCAAGCCAAGCCAACAUUUUACUGCGACAAAAGCGCUAAUCGGGUCUGUAAUCAUCGAUACUGAAAAUAAUUACGGUCUCCUUAUUUUGAUAUUCGAAGUAUAUGGUCGUGACCCUGACAUCGAUAGCCACGCUGAACAACGUAGCUCUACUGGUUCAACAAGGCAAACGACAUCUGUACCGUCUGUAGGCCAGAAUGAUUUUGAGAUUUUUACCAUGCGCCAAACCGAAGGCAGCAACAUUUCAAUUAAACUUAUACUUGGUACCCACUCUUUCAACGCCCUUAAGACUGCUAUUACACUUUAUGAUCAUGUUCAUGAUAUCGAUAGCCACGCAAAACAACGUAGCUCCAUUGGUUCCACUCCCCAAUCCACAUCUGUCCCGUCUUUAGGUCAUAAUGAUUCUGUAAUAUGUACCAUGCGCCAAAUCGAAGGAAGUAAUGUUUCCAUCAAGCUUACACUUGGUACCCACUCUUUCAACGCCCUUGGGACUGCUAGUACACACCAUAACAAAUCACAACGCACAUACGAUCAAGCCUUUUUGUUUGCCAUGGGCGAAACAAAUCGUACAAGUAACUCAAAAAAACGGGCAUUAAUGUUUGCAGAUUUUUACGAUGUUGUUCCUGUUGCAGUAAAUGAUGAAGAUGGUAAUGAGUUAGACGUCAAUUUAUCCUCAAGCCAUAUAGAACAGUUCCAGACCAUGCUUUCAAAACCAACACCACUCACUGUAAGGCGUCCAAUUCAAGAUGUAUCUCCCAAAACCAUUUUUCGAACUUGUAGUACUGUCAACAGCAUCGGUAAAUUCGGAGCCUAUUCCCAAUACUUAAGCAAGCGCCACUACACUGAAUUGGCCAAGGACAUGAUCGAACUACUCAACCAAGACAUCAAGCCAAGCCAACGGUUUAUUACAGCAAGAGCACUCAUCGGAUCAGUCAUAAUUGAUUCUGAAAACAAUCGUGGUCUCCUUAUUUUAGCUUUGGAAGUAUAUGGUCGUGACCCUGACAUUGACAGCCACUCUGAACAACGUAGCUCUACUGGUUUAACAAGGCUAACGACAUCUGUACCGUCUGUAGGCCAAAAUGAUUUUGAGAUUUUUACCAUGCGCCAAACCGAAGGCAGCAAUAUUUCAAUUAAACUUAUACUUGGUACCCACUCUUUCAACGCCCUGAUUACUGCUAAAAUUGACAUGGACCAUAACAAAUCACAACGCACAUACGAUCAAGCCUUUUUGUUUGCCAUGGGCGAAACAAAUCGUACAAGUAACUCAAAAAAACGGGCAUUAAUGUUUGCAGAUUUUUACGAUGUUGUUCCUGUUGCAGUAAAUGAUGAAGAUGGUAAUGAGGUAGACGUGAUUUUAUCCCCAAGCCACGUCGAAAAGUUCCAGAACAUGCUUGCUAAACCAACCUCACUCACUUCAACAGCAAUUGGUGAAUUUGGAGCAUAUUCCGGUUACUUAACGAAACGCCAUUACACUGAAUUAAAUAAGGAAAUGAUCGAAAUGCUUAACCAAGACUGGGAGAUCAAGCCAAGCCAACGGUUUAUUACAGCAAGAGCACUCAUCGGAUCAGUCAUAAUUGAUUCUGAAAACAAUCGUGGUCUCCUUAUUUUAGCUUUAGAAGUAUAUGGUCGUGACCCGGACAUUGACAGCCACGCUGAACAACGCAGCUCCACUGGUUCCACUAGGCAAUCGACAUCCGUACCGUCUGUAGGCCAGAAUGACUUUGAAAUUUUCACUACGCGCCAAACCGAAGGCAGCAAUAUUUCAAUUAAACUUAUACUUGAUACCCACUCGUUCAACGCCCUUGUCACUGCUAGUACACGGAUCGACAACUUGGUGGAUCAACCUGAAUGCGGGCCAAACACUGUCAAUUUCGGUGUGUCUCCUAACUCCCACUUAAAGUACAAGUUUUCCAUCUAUACUCAUUCCCGGCUUAUGCAACUUCGCCAGCUCAGAACUCGCUUCGAUAAACUUUACACGUAUUCUGCUUCCCGAUCCGCAUUGUUUCAUGGUUAUCUGCAGCAACCAAUGACUGUGUUUACAUAUGGCAAGAAUACAACAUCCAUCAAUUCAGGGUCACUAUCAUCAAGGUUCUUAACUAUGUUAGCUACGUCUGUUAUGAGGGAUGGUCAGAAUGCUCAUCUUGGAAAAGUCAAUGUCGAAAACUUGCUUACAAAAUUUAAUAAGGAAACGAAGGCUAAGCGUGUCAUUCAACGGGUACUGCAACUUUUUGGAGACAGUGAUUCUAUUUCUAUCAUUGAAAAUACUGACCUGACGGACGAUGUUAGUGAUACUUGUUUGCGUGCUGCACCACGUGACUAUUCUGGAUGGGAAGACGAAACAUGGACACCUAGAACAAAAGCCAGCAACUUGACGCAUGCAUUGGAAUGGAAAGCAGCACCAAACACUGCUCAGAAAACUGCGUUGGUGCAUAAACAUGGAACCCGGUGGUCACAAUUGCACUUGCUGGAGUAUUUUAAUCCUGUGGAUUUUACAGUGAUUAAUCCAAUGCAUAAUCUGUACCUCGGUACAUGUAAGAGGAUCAUGGUCAACAUGUGGAUUCCGGAUAAGGAUAUUGUACUGGCCGACCGUGAGCGCAUCAAACCAGCACUGAAACAUAAACCAUUAACUGAUCAAGAUAUUAAUGUCUACUUCCAAUCCACGCUCCCAUCUGAUCUUCCGGGAUAACAAUUUAUUUCAAUCCUUCCUUAUAAAAAGGAUCCCCUUUUCCAUUCAAUAAAAAGAUAUCUAGUUUUGGUCUCAAAU
Mucor mucedo is the source of this 2889-nucleotide messenger RNA. RefSeq lists its product as uncharacterized. The transcript has 10 exons. NCBI's taxonomy places the organism in Eukaryota, Fungi, Mucoromycota, Mucoromycetes, Mucorales, Mucoraceae. The coding region runs from base 1 to 2811 and encodes 936 amino acids. The record is from RefSeq and is a predicted model, not a curated record.